GGUAAUUUUCAGGGUGGCUUGCUUGCAUCCACCGCCUACUGCCAGUCCCCAUCAAUUCUUCCUUUCACUCUUCUUCUUUUGAAAAUAUUGGGUUUCGUUUCAUAUUGUUCAUACAUCCCGUAUGAUUGCAGCUGUUCUUCAUUUUUCUCAAUUGAUGGAGGAGCACUGGUUUUACAAAUCCCAGAAGAUGUCAUAGGAUGAUAUGGGUAGUAUGGAAUCAAGUUCCAAGGUUUCCCACGUGCAUAUCUUUGUACUCAUCGGAAAUAUAAUUUGUUUGUUUUGUUUUUUUAAUUCGGGGUGAGAAAAUUUUGUCCGGGUCUGUUGUGAAUGAUUGAAAAUUUUGAUUCUCAAGAAACCAAUAUGAUCAGAAGAAAGUGGUGAAGCUUGGUUGUUGUUCAUUGGGAAUUUGUAUUUAUGGAAGAAGCUAAAACUCUUGCAAGGCAGCAAAGCUUUCACCAAAAGAAGAUGGCUAAGCAGUUGACACGAAAACGAGACGAUACACUUUUGCAUUCUGCAGUGAGAGAAGGAAACUUAGAAUUGGUUUUGGAAAUAAUUAGUGGUAGUGAGGAUGCAGAAUUGAAGGAUUUGUUGUCUAGGCAGAACCAUUCCGGUGAAACGGCUUUGUAUGUUGCUUCUGAGUGUGGUUUUGCUGAUUUAGUGAAGGAAAUGAUCAAGUAUUAUGAUGUCAGUUUGGCUGGUAUUAAAGCAAGAAAUGGCUAUGAUGCUUUUCAUAUUGCUUCAAAGCAAGGAGACAUGGCGGUACUGAAGGUCCUCAUGGAUGCUGAUCCUGAGCUUUUGAUGACUUUUGAUUCUUCAAACACCACUGCUCUGCAUACCGCUGCCUUGCAGGGCCAUAUUGAGGUAGUGAAUUUUCUCUUGGAGAAAGGUAGCAAUGUGGCUACAAUAGCAAGGAGCAAUGGCAAAACUGCCUUGCAUGCUGCUGCCAGAAAUGGACAUUUGGAGAUUGUAAAAGCCCUUCUAAGUAAAGAACCUGGAAUCACAUUAAAGAUUGACAAGAAGGGCCAGACAGCUCUCCAUAUGGCUGUUAAAGGACAAAACGUAGAAGUGGUAGAAGAGCUGAUAAAGUCCAAUCCUUCAUUGAUCAACCUUUCUGAUACCAAGGGCAAUACUGCAUUGCAUAUAGCAACUCGCAAGGGUCGGACUCAGAUUGUUCUUAAGCUGCUAAGUCACAAUGGAGUUAACAAAGAGGCCAUUAAUAAAUCUGGGCAAACUGCUCUUGACACUUCAGAGAAAACUGGGCAGAUUGCAAUUGCAUCCAUCUUACAAGAGCAUGGAAUCCAGUUUGCCAAAUCCAUCAAGCCAUGGCCAACAAACUCAGUUCAAGAACUAAAACAAACUGUAAGCAAUAUAAAUCAUGAGGUUCACAACCAGAUUCAGCAUACACAUCAAACAAGAAAACAUGUGCAAGGCAUGGCUAAGCGGGUCAACAAAAUGCACACAGAAGGGAUCAAUAAUGCAAUCAACUACACAACAGUUGUAGCUGUUCUCAUUGCUACAGUUGCGUUUGCUGCCAUCUUCAGUGUCCCUGGCAAAUAUGUUGACUCAAAGAUGCCUACUCCAGGAUUUUCUCCUGGAGAAGCAAGAAUUGCUCCAAAUCCAGCAUUUAUGAUUUUUAUCAUAUUUGAUUCUGUAGCCCUCUUCAUAUCAUUGGCCGUUGUUGUGGUGCAAACUUCAGUUGUAGUCAUAGAACGAAAGGCAAAAACGGAAAUGAUGGCUAUUAUCAGCAAGCUCAUGUGGUUGGCUUGUGUGCUGAUUUCAAUAGCAUUUCUUGCACUGUCAUAUGUAGUAGUUGGAGAUGAUGGAAGGGAGUUGGCUAUUUUUAUAACAAUUGUAGGUACAGGGAUCAUGAUAUCAACCCUGGGAACAUUGUGUUAUUGGGUGAUUAUGAACCGAAUUGAGGCUUCAAAGUUACGGAGCAUUCAGAGAUCAUCAAUGAAUAGUAGGUCACAGUCAGCAUCAGUGUCAUUUAUGUCAGAUUCAGAGAUGCUGAACAGUGAGUAUCACAUGAAACUCUAUCCAGUUUGAGCUUUCAUAUGCCAUGCAUCCUUUUUGCAUUUGUUUUGUUCCUUUUUGUAAUUCCCCACCAUGUAUCAUGUACAUAGACCUGACUGUAACAUAAUCUCAGGACAUUGCUUCUUAUUGAAGCAAGUGUUAGAAAUUUCUCAAGUUCAGUACACAGCUUGUAUGGAUUGUGAAAGCUGUAGAAAUGUAAUGCCUUUUUCUCAAGUUCAAUUGAGGAAGAUCUAAUUAGCCUAUUAUUUUAGUGCA
Molecule: messenger RNA, 2289 nt
Organism: Rubroshorea leprosula
Lineage: Eukaryota; Viridiplantae; Streptophyta; Magnoliopsida; Malvales; Dipterocarpaceae
Source: the annotation of a GenBank genome assembly